Mollisia scopiformis is the source of this 737-nucleotide messenger RNA. RefSeq lists its product as uncharacterized. The transcript has 2 exons. The record is from RefSeq and is a predicted model, not a curated record. The coding region runs from base 144 to 587 and encodes 147 amino acids. NCBI's taxonomy places the organism in Eukaryota, Fungi, Ascomycota, Leotiomycetes, Helotiales, Mollisiaceae.
CAGAGGAACUAACUUCAUUAUUUCAAAUAGAAGAGAACUAAGAAGUCAGCCUUUCAACUCAUUCUGGUCAGAAGCAAAAGAGUCUUCGAUAUUUUGAGUACAAGAGCAAAGUCAAAGAUGUUCAGCAGGUCCCAAAAAAGACCAUGGUUUCUUCUCCAGUACUGCAAAGACUACUUCCGGUUUCUUUGAGUAUUUAUUACAAUUAUCACAUUGGAAGAGCGAACUGUCUCUUGGCAAGCAAGCACAUAACACAGCACAAAUCCGAAAAUAGCAGUCCAAAAAGGAUCCCAUCAAAUCCUUGUUCCCUUCAUCCUACAAGAAGCAAAGGAUCGUCUCAUCUCAUCCUCAAUCAAGAGACUCCUCGCUCCGUGCCGUUCCAGUCCCCCGUCCUCCACCCCCGAACGGAGCCAUGCACCCCGCCGCCUAUGCAUCGAACGCAUAAAAACCCCCAACCCACCAAUCAAGAAAAUCCAUCCAUCCUUCACACACACCCCUUUUCCACACCCACCCACCCAACCAACCCGUUCGUUCAUUCGGAGCCAAAAAGAAAGGCCGAGGGAUGGAUGGAUAUAUUUGUCAUGCAAUAACAUUCCAAAUUCCUUUCUAGAAAGAAGCCUGCCUAUUUCGGGACACGAUGCCGAGAUUAGGGCACCAACCUCUUCCUUUCUAGAAUUUCCUCUACCUAGGUAGCAAGGAAGAAAAGACAUGCGAGCUAGAAGUAACAUGUGUCAUUACCC